AUGCUAGGCACCUAUGUCUUGCGCGAUGACCUUCAAUUAGCGACCCCUCCUCCACACCCCUCUGAGGCACCCAUCAUCAAUCCAAAUCCCUUGUCCACGAGCGGGGUUCCUCCCACGAGCGGAGUCAAGUUAUCGCUGGUAUCUCUCAACCCCAAACAGGUCAAACCUGAACUCUACAAGGCCCCCACGGCGACAAGCAAACUCAAAGAGCUUAAAGAGCUCAAAGAGCUGGAGAAGGAUUCGCGAACGUCAUUGGAAACGACCAGCGACACCAGUAACCCGGCCGGUUCUGUGAAUGGCAGUAACCGAUCCACCAAUGUCCGCGCUUUUGGUGAAGGCAACGCGGCAUUAUCGCCGGUGAUGAGCAGGGAAGGUCUCAAACGGCGGAAACCCAAGAACAACAUCAUCAAGAGCAAUUCUUCAUUUGUAUCCCGAGUGAUCCCACACGAGGCCCUUGCCAAGAAGCUGGUGGAGAGAGAUCAGGGAGGUCUCUUUGCUUUUGUGAAUAUCAAUCGAGCUUUUCAAUGGCUCGAUCUGUCCACGAGCAGCAAGGCCGACCCAUUGACCAAGAUUCUCUUCACCAAGGCGCACAUGCUCUGUCAUGAUGUCAAUGCGACGACUAAGCAUUCGUCACAUAUCGACCUGGUGAUGGGGUCCUCGGCGAGCGAUAUUAUCUGGUACGAGCCGAUGUCGCAAAAGUAUGCCCGGAUCAACAAAAACGGCAUGAUCAACAACAGUGCGGUUUCCAAGAUCAAAUGGAUUCCAGGCUCGGAAAACCAUUUUCUAGCUGCCCACAUGGACGGGACGCUGGUGGUCUACGACAAAGAAAAGGAGGAUGCUCCAUUUGUUUCCGAGGAGUUGGUGGACGAGGCCAUCAGUAUUGAAGACGAAGACCAGUCCACCUUGGUGAUCACCAAGAGUGUGAACUCGGCGAAUCAAAAGGCGAACCCGGUCGCCUGUUGGAAAAUCUCGAACCAGAAUAUCAGCGAUUUCGCCUUCUCGCCUGACAGCAAGCAUCUUGCGGUUGUUGGUGAUGAUGGAUAUCUUCGCAUCAUCGACUACUUACUAGAAAGGUUGACUGACUUAUACUCAUCUUACUACGGCGGUUUUACCUGUGUAUGCUGGUCUCCGGAUGGCAAGUACGUGCUUACUGGCGGCCAAGACGAUCUUGUUACUAUAUGGUCUCUCGCUGAGCGCCAAAUUAUCGCACGGUGUUUUGGUCACGAUUCGUGGGUUACGGCAGUGGCCUUCGACCCCUGGCGGUGCGACGAGAGAACCUAUCGGUUUGGCAGCGUCGGAGACGACUGUAAAUUGUUGCUCUGGGAUUUCAAUGUUGGAAUGUUGCACCGUCCGAAAGCGGUAACAGCGAGGACAAGAGGUAGUAUAUCGAUGCAGACGGUUUCGCUGCUUCGACAACGGACGGAGAGUUCCGGACUCGCAAAUCGGCUGCGAUCUGAUUCGAACAGAACGGGCACGCAGAGUGUUGCGCCAGAAGUGGUGGAUGAGUCCCAAUUCCUCAGCCAUUCUGUCGAGUCGCGGGCGCGGACAGCUCAAUUACCACCGGUCAUGUCCAAGAAAAUUGAUGACCAUCCAUUGAGCGGACUCGCCUUUGAACAGGACUGUAUAAUAACGACGUGUCUGGAAGGGAAUAUGCGAACGUGGAACCGACCUCGAGAAGGUGUGAACAGCAGCCAGAUCAACCUGGCGGAAACCCCCAAGUCGUAA
This is a messenger RNA of Exophiala aquamarina CBS 119918, 1725 nucleotides long. RefSeq lists its product as uncharacterized. Gene Ontology annotation, biological process: carbon catabolite repression of transcription. Lineage: Eukaryota; Fungi; Ascomycota; Eurotiomycetes; Chaetothyriales; Herpotrichiellaceae. Gene Ontology annotation, molecular function: protein binding. The coding region runs from base 1 to 1725 and encodes 574 amino acids. The transcript is spliced from 6 exons. Gene Ontology annotation, cellular component: cell division site; nucleus; cell tip. The record is from RefSeq and is a predicted model, not a curated record.